Messenger RNA from Microcebus murinus (gray mouse lemur), 1878 nucleotides. Lineage: Eukaryota; Metazoa; Chordata; Mammalia; Primates; Cheirogaleidae. The record is from RefSeq and is a predicted model, not a curated record.
CGAGAUGAGAAUAGAAGCACGACGAAAAAAUCUUCUCAUUUUGAUUUUGCAUUAUUUGACACAAGAAGGAUAUAUUGAUGCGGCCAAUGCUUUGGAGCACGAAACUAAACUGGGCUUACGACGCUUUGAAGUCUGUGACAACGUUGACCUUGAAACUAUUUUGAUGGAAUAUGAGAGCUAUUAUUUUAUAAAAUUUCAGAAAUACCCCAAAAUUGUCAAAAAGGCAUCAGACACAGCAGAAAAUAAUUUACCACAAAGAAGUGGAGGGAAGACCAGAAGGGUGGUGAGCGACAGUAGUCAAAAUCUUCCCAGGAUCACUCAGCAGAGGCCACGGUCCAAAACCACUGCUGGGAAGACAGAGGACACCAGGUCUCUCAACAAGGAGCAUCCUAAACAGGAGGUUAAUAACACCCACCUGGACAACGCCGACUUUGGCUUAAAUAUAUCCAGAAUCAACAAAGACAGUGGAGAGGGGAACGCCCACCCACGAAGAGGCCAAAUCAUUGACUUCAGGGGGCUGCUCACAGAUGCUAUCAAAGGAGCAACCAGUGAACUCGCCUUGAACACCUUUGACCAUAACCCAGACCCCUCAGAACGACUGCUGAAACCUCUGAGUGCAUUUAUUGGCAUGAACAGUGAGAUGCGAGAAUUGGCAACCGUCGUGAGCCGGGACAUUUAUCUCCAUAAUCCAAACAUAAAGUGGAAUGACAUUAUUGGACUCGAUGCAGCCAAGCAGUUAGUCAAAGAAGCUGUUGUGUACCCUAUAAGGUAUCCACAGCUGUUUACAGGAAUUCUUUCCCCCUGGAAAGGACUACUGUUGUACGGCCCUCCAGGUACAGGAAAGACUUUACUGGCCAAAGCUGUGGCCACUGAAUGCAAAACAACCUUCUUUAACAUUUCUGCAUCCACCAUUGUCAGCAAAUGGAGAGGGGAUUCAGAAAAACUUGUUCGGGUGUUAUUUGAACUUGCCCGCUACCACGCGCCCUCCACGAUCUUCCUGGACGAGCUGGAGUCGGUGAUGAGCCAGAGAGGCAUGGCUCCUGGGGGAGAACACGAAGGAAGCCUGCGGAUGAAGACAGAGUUACUGGUGCAGAUGGACGGUGCGCGCUCAGAAGAUCUCGUGUUUGUCUUAGCAGCCUCUAACCUGCCUGCCUUGGAAGAUAAUUUGAAGGCUUUACUGGAGCUGGACUGCGCCAUGUUACGCCGCCUGGAGAAGAGGAUUCUGGUUGGCCUCCCCUGCCGGGAAGCCAGGCAGGCCAUGAUCCGCCACUGGCUGCCCCCUGCGAGCAAAAGCACAGCCCUGGAGCUGCGCACAGAGCUGGAUUACAGCGUGCUGAGCCAGGAGACUGAGGGCUACUCGGGCUCAGACAUUAAGCUGGUGUGCAGGGAGGCAGCCAUGCGGCCGGUGAGGAAGAUCUUCAAUAAGCUUGAAAAUCAGGAGUCAGAGAGCAGCAAUUUAUCUGGGAUCCAGUUGGAUACAGUGACCACUGCCGACUUUUUGGAUGUGCUAGCUCACACCAAACCCUCCGCAAGGAACAUGACUCAGAAAUACUCAGCCUGGCAGAGAGAGUUUGAGUCGGUUUGAGAUCACAUUUACCGUGACCUGGCCACAAAGACCACCACAGAAGCCUCCUAAUUUAUUAGCGUAAGUGAGAAAAGAACAUAACGAUUGGAAUGGAAAAGAGAAAAUUAUUAUUCUUGAAGACUGGAUUAAUUUCGACAACUGUAUUGUUUUGGGACUCUGACGUGUUUUCAUUAAUUUGCCAUUAUUGAUGUCAGCAAAAUAUAGAAGAUUUCAACUACAUAUAUAUAUGUGCGAUUAGGUCAUGCAAUGGAGAUUUUUCUCACAAUUAGAUUCUAUAAAAUCUUCAUGAACAA